Medioppia subpectinata is the source of this 2403-nucleotide messenger RNA. NCBI's taxonomy places the organism in Eukaryota, Metazoa, Arthropoda, Arachnida, Sarcoptiformes, Oppiidae. The record is from the annotation of a GenBank genome assembly.
AUGGGGAUGACAUGGGUAAUGCAAAGUCUAUGGCAUAGGGAUAACAUGGGUAAUGCUGUCUAUGGCAUAGGGAUAACAUGGGUAUUUGUAAUAAGAAAUUGGAUGACUGGCCACAUACACCCAUACGGGGCAGAAGGAGGUAUCCAAUAUCUGGAUAAAUUAUUAAUUGUCAACAACGAUCAGCCUCCAGACGCGCGCAGCUUAGUCAAUGGACACCACCUGACGAGUUCAACAUUGUGUCAGUAUCUCAAACAUAACUGUGUGAUUAGCGCCGUAGAUGAUUAUCACAGCCAACUACAAUUGGCAAUUGAAAAUUUGACUGUUCGCGGAACUGAGGCCUUUGCCGUUGAAGCAGCGAAUAUUGCAGGCGAUGAUAUCGUGGUUGAACUGAGAAACGCUUUGGAGUCAGGCAUAAUAGAUUUAACCAAAAAGAUUCGUUUUGAAUAUGAUAGACACUAUAUAGCAGCCAUUGAAAUCAAAAUUGAUGAAUUAGUGGAUGAAUUUAAACUAAAUAUCACCAACUUGUUAUCCAACAAAAAUAAGUAUUACAGCCAAACUGAGCUGAUGAAUAUAAUUACUGUUCAAAUUGAUGAGAUAUCGUUAAAGUUUGAACAGUAUUGCCAAUAUGAUUACGAAUUAGCAAUACCAUAUAUGAAAAAGACAAUGGACAAAUUAUUUACGAACAAAAAUAGAUAUUACAAUUACAAUGAUUUAGAGAAACUGCACAUUGAAACAAUAGCAAAUGGUGACGCUCAAUUAGAUAAAUAUAUUGUCAACGAUCACGCCGUGCCAAUUGCACCUUACAAAAUAGAACUCAGCAUCUAUUGUAAAGCCAAGUAUUCAUCCUUUCGUGAGCUUAACGACUUACGGAGAGAAAAAGCAGCCGUUCAGACAGAACAACAUAUGCUCGACCUUACUGCUCAAUACGAAGAAGAGUUGGAUAAACUUGUAAGACUGACUAACGCAGAUACAUACGACGAGUAUGCUGCUGAAGCUCGACUUGUAGAGAUACGACUGAUUGACGAACACAAAAGUCGAAAUCGUGAUGACCAGUUAGAUGUUAACCAAAGAGGUCGCAUGUUGAACAUGACAGAAGUCGGUACAAAAUUUGCCGAAAUUUUGCUUGACACAAAACUGGUGUUUAUUGAGCGCAAAAAGGAUCGCGUAUUGGCCACUGAAAGGCUAAUGAGCUUAAUUUUGUCCGAUUAUAAUGUCAAAAUGGAUAGGCGACGGCGAGAUACGGCCUUUAUACGUACCGAUCGCUUGAAACAUAUUCAUCAUGAGCUUACCGGAGAGUUGAUCAAAGAGUAUACCGAGCGACGUGGCCACCUGUCAUUUGACAAAUUCUGUGACCAUGUUAAUGACGUUUUGGCAAUUGCAUACCGAGUCGUAAGCAGAGAUAAUGAUAAACACACUCCGGCGCUACCUGCCGUAGGAAUAGAUUUAGGUACCACAAACUCGUGUGUAGCGUAUUAUAAACCUGGAAUAGGGGCAAAUUGUGUGGUGGUGUUUGAUAAUGACUUAAGUCGAUUAACAACACCGUCGGUCAUCGAGUUUAACGCUUCUAAUGGUGAUGUAGUUGUUGGCGAAACAGCUAAAGUUAAUUUCCUAUCAAAUCCACGAAACACAAUCUUUUCCAUUAAACGACUAAUUGGCCAAAAGUUUAGUUCAACAAAUGUGGCAAACGACAGAGAAUUUUGGCCCUUCCGUGUGGUGGACAUGGGUAACGACGAGCCGGGGGUUGAGGUUGAGACGGGACCUGACGGUUUAAUACAGAGGUUUAUGCCCGAAGAAAUUUCCGCUCACGUGCUUAAAAAGAUGAAAGAUGUGGCCGAAGAGAAACUCAGAACAGGUGGAGAGAGGGUAGUUAUCACAAAUUGCGUAAUCACAGUCCCGGCGUAUUUCAACGACGAUCAGAGAGAUGCUACACGAGCCGCUGCCAUUAUGGCAGAUCUAAAGGUGUUAAAAAUUAUUAAUGAGCCCACAGCAGCGGCCCUUGCUUAUCAGCUUAAUAGAUUUCAUGAUCUAAAAACAAAAACAAUAUUGAUAUACGACUAUGGUGGUGGCACGUUCGACGUAUCGCUUGUAAAGUUGGAGAGAGGGAAAGUAAAUGUUUUGGCUGUCGAUGGUGAUACACAUCUUGGCGGAGACGACAUCGAUAACAACAUGAUGGAUUAUUGUUUGAAGUUAUUUAUGAAACAUAAUAAGAUUACUUUUGAUAAGAGCACAGCUGAGGCCGCUGUUGCUAAAACUGUCGCAGAUAUUGACGAUGUUAUCCUGAUUGGCGGCUCCACAAAAAUACCUUAUGUACGAGACAUGUUAGCAAAGUAUUUUGUGAAAAAACCAUCUGAUUCCGUACCCGUUGAUUUAGCCGUGGCACAAGGUGCCGCCAUUCAGGUGUAA